GUUCGUCGUCACCAAUAUUCUGUACAAGUGAACUCAGAAGAGAUUACCACAGAGGUCAGCGGGCACUCCGUGCACGCACGUCGUUAGAAGCACACGUCUAUCACAUUAACAAAAAUGGCACUAAGCUGUGUAGUAAGGGCCGUCGCACGCGCACACCGCACCUCUCUUGUCUCCUGCUGUCGUAGAGCACACACACUGCAACAUAAAGGGCGGUUAUACACCAAGAAACAUGAGUGGGUGUCAGUGGACGGUGGUAUUGGAACAGUUGGCAUUUCAGACUAUGCUCAAGAAGCCCUAGGCGAGGUGGUGUUCGCGCAGCUCCCAGAAGUGGGCAAGGAGAUCAGAGCUGGUGAGGAGUGUGGAGCCCUCGAGAGCGUGAAGGCGGCUGGGGAAGUGUACUCGCCUGUGUCUGGAUUAGUAACAGAAAAGAACGACGCCGUGGAGUCGAGCCCGGCACUUAUCAACAAAGACUGCUACAGCGAGGGCUGGCUGUUCCGGGUGAAGCUGUCCACGCCGGAGGAGCUGCAGCAGCUCAUGGACCAGACCUCCUACGACUCCUACCUCAAGGACCUGCACUGAUCGUGGCAGGACUGUAGGGACGAUAGAUAUUGUUUAUUUGUAAGGCGAGGUGGUUGUGUACAUAGGGUGAUUGUGACGGUCAUAUAACUUGUUAUUGCAGUUUCUAGAAAUACGAUUCUUCCUAAUUAAUAGAUAUGGCUGUGUUUUAACAAAUUUUAAUAACUAAAUAUUGUAUAAAACAUUCUGUUUUAUCUAGUGUAGAAAUCUUUUUAAUUAAUUUCAAUGUUAGAAAAUAAUCUGCACUGUUGUAUAUGACUACCGUAAUGUAAGUAAAAAUAAAAUAGAAUUAUUUAA
Molecule: messenger RNA, 873 nt
Organism: Colias croceus (clouded yellow)
Lineage: Eukaryota; Metazoa; Arthropoda; Insecta; Lepidoptera; Pieridae
Product: glycine cleavage system H protein-like
Exons: 5
Coding region: 115-579 (154 amino acids)
Biological process (GO): glycine decarboxylation via glycine cleavage system; protein lipoylation
Cellular component (GO): glycine cleavage complex; mitochondrion; cytoplasm
Source: RefSeq, a predicted model, not a curated record